AUGUCUUCCGGUGUGAAAGUGAACCAGGAGUGCCUUGAGCAGUUCCAGGCCCUGAAGCUGGGCAAGAAGGUCAAGUACAUCAUCUACACGCUGUCCCCCGACAACACGGAGAUUGUCGUGUCCAAGACCAGCGAGUCGGCCAACCACGAUGACUUUCUUGCUGAGCUCCCCGCGGCCGAGUGCCGCUACGCGAUCUACGACUUCGAGUACCAGAAGGGCGACGAGGGCAAGCGGAACAAGAUCUGCUUUAUCACCUGGUCUCCCGAUGACUCUAAGGUGAAGCAAAAGAUGCUUUACGCCUCGUCCAAGGAGGCUCUGCGCAAGGCCCUUGUUGGUAUUGCGGCCGAGAUCCAGGGCACCGACCUCAGCGAGGUUUCGUACGACACGAUCCUCGAGAAGGUGACGCGCGGCACCUUCUAA
Molecule: messenger RNA, 420 nt
Organism: Malassezia japonica
Lineage: Eukaryota; Fungi; Basidiomycota; Malasseziomycetes; Malasseziales; Malasseziaceae
Gene: COF1
Product: cofilin
Exons: 4
Coding region: 1-420 (139 amino acids)
Biological process (GO): actin filament severing; actin filament depolymerization
Cellular component (GO): cytoplasm; actin cytoskeleton; actin cortical patch
Molecular function (GO): actin filament binding
Source: RefSeq, a predicted model, not a curated record